CACUCUAAACUAUGUGACCGCUGAUAAAGUGGAAUCGUUUGGUUUGUCAGCCUUGACAGAAGACGCUUAUUGUAAAUUUGCAUAAUGUAGAUAGUUGACCCACUUUUCAGCUGGUUUAAACGCGCAGUCAUCGUCAUAGCGAUAAGCUUUCGCAUGUCCCAACGAUGGCACAGUCCAAAUGCAGAUUGAUGACCAUGUUUGUCUAUGGAACAUUGCAAAAAGGACAACCCAACCAUGCGCUGAUGAUGAAUACAAACAACGGUGAAGCCAAAUUUAUUGGAAGAGGGCGUACAACGAAGAAGUACCCGUUGGUGAUUGCAUCCGAAUAUAACAUACCAUUCCUGUUGUAUAAAGAAGGUCAUGGGAAGAACAUUCAGGGUGAAAUCUAUGAAGUUGAUGAACAGAUGCUUGCCAAACUGGAUGAACUGGAAGAUCAUCCCAAUUUCUAUGAACGAGAGCUGACUACCAUCGAUGUGACGCAGAAUGGCAAGGGUGACCAGUUGUCAACCGAAAAAGAGUGCUGGUGUUACUUCUUGAAGAAAUACAAGCCCAGGAUGUUAGACCUACCCUAUCUGGAGAGUUACGACUCUAAGGGAGAUCAUGGCCUAAAAUAUGUAGAAAGGUGCGACCGAGUUGAUGUCACCCACCGUGCCAAGAAUGACGUGUACCAAGAAUAAGUCAACACAAAACUAGUCGAGGAUAUUAAGUUGUACACAAUACUAGAGGUGAUACGUAUCAUGAUGCAUAGGUAAUAAUAUGAUACAUAUCGAUGUACACAUAUUUACGCCAAAUUGCAUGGAAACUUUUUGACUUCAGAUCAUAUCCUUGCAUCAAAACUUACGAUGCACUGGUGCACCGAUGUAUCGUUUCACCCUACACAAUACUUUUGAGUACUCUUUCCAAUGUUUUAUUCCUUAAUAAAAAAUUACUGUCCUA
This is a messenger RNA of Haliotis rufescens (red abalone), 936 nucleotides long. RefSeq names its product gamma-glutamylaminecyclotransferase-like. Bases 165 to 677 code for a protein of 170 amino acids. The transcript has 2 exons. Gene Ontology annotation, molecular function: gamma-glutamylaminecyclotransferase activity. The record is from RefSeq and is a predicted model, not a curated record. Lineage: Eukaryota; Metazoa; Mollusca; Gastropoda; Lepetellida; Haliotidae.